AUGAGCGACACUGAUGGAAUUAUGGAAUGCGCGCUAGGUGCUGCAAGGUUUUGGAUAGCAGCCCGCGAACGAGUGGAUGCCAUUGAUGCUGUACCUCAGGCCAAAGCCUUGACUGUUGGGCUGAAGAAUGGAUGGGACUGCCACUUGGAACCAUAUACAUAUCAACCGCUUCUUGAACCCGACGGGAUCCGAGUUCUCCGCAUUUUCCCCUGGAAGGAACGAUUACAGACGAUAGAUGGACUUUACAUGCCUCGAUGUGAGCUCAUCCACCUCAAUUUGAAUUCAUCUCCCGAAUAUGCAACUAUAUCUUACGCUUGGGGAAGCCUUCUCGAGAAUAGUCCAGUGCUCCUUCAUGGACAGAAUUUCCUCACAGUUACCAACUCCUUAUUCGAAGUGAUAUGCUGGACGAGUAUCGAUACCGAGGAGCCUCUUUAUUUCUGGGCAGAUCAAAUCUGUAUCAACCAACAUGAUCUCGUCGAACGAAGUAAGCAAGUAAACAUGAUGGGCAGGAUAUACAAACAAGCCACAUUGACUUUCGUGUGGCUUGGAAAGAGCGGUGACACGGAUGAAGUCGCUUUCGAUCUGAUUAAAAAGCUGUCGCUUGACGAUCUGCCAUUGGUAAAGGCGUACGACACGUUUCUUUUCAAAAACGUAGUGCGGCUCCAAAGCAUUCUCGAGCCUUACGGUAUUGGUUGCAAUGGAAGCGAGCCUGGAUGGAUUGCCAUCAAAGAUCUCUCUUUACGACCGUGGUUCACACGGCUCUGGACUUUCAAGAGUUUUGGCAUAUACAACACUCACCUACUGCACAGACAGAGAAAUAGAUAUCUGACAACUUCUUCCACCAAACUACUUGAUUUGCUCUGGGAAAUCUCGGACAGCGACUAUCAAUGCAAAGAUCAACGCGAUCGGGUGUUUUCUGUAUUGAGUCUAGCUGGGUCUGACAAAUCCUCUACUAUUAAUGUCGACUAUAGCUUAUCCGUAGCGAAAGUUUAUCUAUCGGUUGCAAGAGAGAUAAUUAAAAGUACGGCAAGUCUAAAAAUUCUCACACGAAGACGCUGUGGCGAGUUAGAGGACCUUCCGUCAUGGGCACCGAAUUGGAGCUUUGGAAUAUCUUCUCAAAUGGCUCUUGAUACUGGAAAUUUAUCCUUUUCAAGUUCUGGGGGGUUUCAGCAUAUCUAUAAAGAGUCAGAGGAGCAUAUUCUUAUCUUCAAAGGCAAAAUUAUAUCCACAAUUGCCAAAGUUGCGUCGCAUAACUUUACAGAACAUGGGGACGAAUAUGAUAGUAAAGACCUCGAGCAUUUUCUUGGAUUCAAAACCCUGGUACCUCAAAUCCUCGAGGAGCUGGAAGGGUGGCCGCACGUCGAUGGCUCGUUCAAACGGAGGACAUGGGGGUACUGGAACUGGCUUUUGGGGAUGAAUUUUUCUGCUGGAAAUUUCGGAAAUCGCACUGAUGCCUAUGAGAAUGGACUUGAUGUCGCUGAUUUCAUGACCAACCCCCGAAACCGUUACGAGAGAGAUUUGCGGAAGUGCUUUGGAAGGAAAAUCGCGAUUCUAGACACGUAUGGUUAUCCGCUGGGUCUUGUUCCAGACUAUGCUCGUGCAGGUGAUAAUGUCUGUAUAUUAAACGGCUCGACAACUCCUCUAGUGCUCCGAAAAAAUGGACAGUCGUUUGAGGUCAUCGGGGAAUGCUACGUAAAUGGAAUUAUGUAUGGAGAGGCUGUGGACUGGAGUCAAGAAGGAGGUGAAACUUUUGUUAUCAAAUGA
This is a messenger RNA of Glarea lozoyensis ATCC 20868, 1764 nucleotides long. RefSeq lists its product as uncharacterized. Bases 1 to 1764 code for a protein of 587 amino acids. The record is from RefSeq and is a predicted model, not a curated record. NCBI's taxonomy places the organism in Eukaryota, Fungi, Ascomycota, Leotiomycetes, Helotiales, Helotiaceae. The transcript has 2 exons.